AUGACCGAUAGAAAGAAGCAUGCAAGGCUCAUAAUAGUGAAUCCGGGAGGUAAAAAAGAGAAUGCUUACAAAGAUCCGGAAAACGACGAGAACUACGCGAGGACAUUGAACAAAAUAGGUCAACUUCUUAAACUUGAAGCAGAAGAUGACGAUAAAGGAUAUCAUUACAUUAUUACUCAAAGCAAAUUUUCCGAGGCAAAAGAUGAAAUGGAAAAAAUAUACAAAAGCAUAAAGGAGGAAUGUAAUAAUGAAGACGAUCUGACUUUGAUCGCGGUUGUUCUGAAAGACGGUUUUUAUAGUCGUGAUGGGGACGCUAUUCAAUUCGAUGAAGGACCGCGACUUAUUGAAGCGUUUUUCCGACCAAUUUACCAGGAUCCAGAUCGAAUUAAUCUUCGCCGCAUUAGACUAUGCGUUAUGAGCUUUCAUUCAAGAAUAUUUUCUCAAGCAGACGAAAAAUUACGUAGAAGUGUCGAAGAUGAAGAAAAUCCUAGAAACCACAUUUUUUCAAAAGCGUGGGAUAAUGGUCUUUGCUAUGAACAUCUUGUUUCUGGGAAGCUCAAUACCAUGAAAAUAUUCUAUUGUCGGAGAGAAGAAACGUUUAGUUUUGAUGAAGAACGAAUUGAAAUUUUCGCAGACUUUAUAAAACAGAUGAGCUCGAGCAAAAAUGAAAGAUCGAUCGAAAAAAUACUGUUAAAAGACUUUUUUUCUUUGACGCACUCGUUGGUUGAUGAUGUUUUUGUGUUGAAACCAAAACCGCUCGAUGGAAAACCCCUUUUUGCAUCAAUGGUUGUCGAAGUCGACAAUGAUCUGGAUGAAGAUCCAUCAGUAACAACAAUUACAAAGGACGAAGAAAAUUUUUCCGCGGCAAUCAAUCAUUUCUUCAAAGAUCCUGAAAUUAUGACAAUUCGAAAAGAAAACAUUCUUAAACCAUGCAAGAACUGGAAGAAGCGGUUUAAUGCUGUUAUGGAACAAGAUGCGAAAAAUUAUUUCCAGAGAAUAAAAAACAAAAUGAUAGAAAAAAACCCCUCUGCUGUCAUCAUUUAUUUAGAUAGUCACGGCUACUUCGAUGAAGGUGGAAAGUAUAUGAAGCUCUCAAAAAUAAGUGACAGGAAAAAUGAGGAAGACAAAGUUUGCAUUGAAACACUUCUGAAAAUUCUUGACGAAGACGAUGAUGAUGAAAAAACUGAAACUCUAAGAAGUAUACCGAAGAUUGUCAUCAAUGACUGUUGCUAUGUCAAGGAAGGGAGGAAAAAUCCAAGAACUCAAGAUAUACUCAUUCCGGAAAUUCACGAUCCUCAGCGGAAAGCAGCUGGAGGAGCGCGAAAAUGUCCAAAUCCAACAAAUAACGAAUCGACACCCAAAGAUAAGAUGCUCAAGCAGAAAAUGAAUACUAUUAUCUUUCAUCCAUCAACAGAGCAAGAUUUUGCUUACGGCUGCUCAAUGCUUAAUGCGAUAAUAUCCUGUUGGAAUGAAAAUUUUAAGUCUACAACUGUCGACAUCAUGGACUUAGCCUUCCGUUAA
Oikopleura dioica is the source of this 1521-nucleotide messenger RNA. Lineage: Eukaryota; Metazoa; Chordata; Appendicularia; Copelata; Oikopleuridae. The record is from the annotation of a GenBank genome assembly.